AUGUCCCAUUCUACCCACCCAUAUCAAAAGGAACUUGAAGUUGCAACUUUAGCAGUAAAGCGUGCCUCAUUGCUCACUAAACAAUUAAGUGACUCCAUUGUGCAGACUGCCAAGUCAGGCACACUCACUAAAGAUGACAAGUCACCCGUGACUAUUGGAGAUUUUGCUCUGCAGGCUAUUAUCAACCAUGCCAUUAAAUUGAAUUUCCCUAAUGAUGAAAUUGUUGGUGAAGAAGAUUCACGGGAAUUACAGGAAAACACUGGCUUGGCUGACCAAAUGUUACAACUAAUCACCAAGAUCCAAAAGGAAACCAGCGGAUAUAACGACAUUGUUGGAACAUUGACUGACAAGAACGAGGUGUAUCAGAGUAUUGAUUUUGGAAACUCACAAGGCGGUCUGAAGGGGAGAUUCUGGGCAUUAGACCCAAUUGAUGGGACCAAAGGAUUCCUCAGAGGUGACCAAUUUGCAGUGUGUUUGGCAUUGAUUGAAGAUGGGAAAGUGGUAUUAGGUGUUAUUGGAUGUCCAAACUUACUGGAAAACAUUGUAUCGAACGAAGAACAUUCAGGGGUUGUUGGUGGGUUGUACUCUGCUGUCAAAGGAGUUGGCUCAUUCUACAGUGAGUUGUUCAAAGAAGGUGCAGAACCAUUGUCACAGCAAAAACGAAUCAAAAUGCAAAACCAUACAAACCCUAGCCAAUUGAAGGUUGUUGAAGGUGUUGAAAAAGGUCAUUCUUCGCACUCCACCCAAACUGAAAUCAAAGCCAAGUUUGGAUUUGACCUGGCAACUGUUGCAAAACAAACUAUCAAUCUCGACUCACAGGUCAAAUACUGUGUGUUGGCAAGUGGACAAGCAGACAUAUAUCUCAGAUUACCAGUAAACGAAACAUACCGUGAGAAAAUCUGGGACCAUGCCGCUGGUAAUAUCUUGAUAUACGAGAGUGGUGGUCAAGUUGGUGAUGUCACUGGUUCACCAUUGAAUUUUGGGAAUGGUAGAACAUUAGACUCUAAAGGUGUGAUUGCCGCAAACAAGGGGAUAUUUGAUAAGGUUAUAGAUGCGGUUACUGAAGUAAGAAAGUGA
This is a messenger RNA of Candida albicans SC5314, 1077 nucleotides long. RefSeq names its product Hal22p (gene HAL22). Bases 1 to 1077 code for a protein of 358 amino acids. NCBI's taxonomy places the organism in Eukaryota, Fungi, Ascomycota, Pichiomycetes, Serinales, Debaryomycetaceae. The record is from RefSeq and is a predicted model, not a curated record. The transcript has a single exon. Gene Ontology annotation, biological process: sulfate assimilation; phosphatidylinositol phosphate biosynthetic process. Gene Ontology annotation, molecular function: 3'(2'),5'-bisphosphate nucleotidase activity.